ACAAUCUGCUCUCUCGCUCCACACAUCACUGGCCUUACCUCCACAUCAUCAUGUCCGACGAAGAAGUGUUGGACUUUGGUCUUUUCGAAGAACCGAAUGAUUUCCGCCCUCCCCCACCAGCUGCGCACUUUGUCACCUACGACAGGGUCUUGAAGGACGCGUCCCCAGCGCAAAUCCCCCUCCGCCUUGUGGGGACCUCCCCGCUAUGGGGUCACUUGUUGUGGAACGCCGGGAAGUACACUGCUAACUAUAUCGACGAACACGUGGAAUUAUCCAAGGGCAAAAAGGUCUUGGAGUUGGGUGCGGCGGCCGCUUUGCCGUCCUUAGUGUGUGGCUUGAACGGCGCCGCCAAGGUGGUGUGCACCGACUACCCAGACCCAGACUUGAUUGCCAACAUCCAGUACAACGUGGAUCACUGCGAGGGAUUGACUCUGGAGAAGGUGGUGGUCAAGGGCUAUAUCUGGGGGAACGACACCGCCGAGUUAACCUCUGAGAUCAACGAUGAAAAGUUCGACCUCAUCAUCUUGUCCGACUUGGUCUUCAACCAUACAGAGCACUUGAAACUUUUGCAGACCUGCAAGGAUUGUCUUUCCCCUGAUGGAAAGUUGUUUGUUGUGUUCUCGCCUCACAGACCAUGGCUCCUCGAGAACGACUUGGAGUUCUUCGAGACCGCCAAGGACUACGGCUUCAGAUCCGAAAAGAACGACUUGGUGGUGUGGAAGCCGAUGUUUGAGGAGGACGACGAGACUGCGGAAAUUAGAGCAAGGGUCUACUCGUUCUUCUUGUACCCAGAAUGGUAGAAAGUGUAAGAUAGGUUCAAUAAAAGAGUUAAAUAGGA
Babjeviella inositovora NRRL Y-12698 is the source of this 838-nucleotide messenger RNA. Its product is annotated as S-adenosylmethionine-dependent methyltransferase. Bases 51 to 800 code for a protein of 249 amino acids. Gene Ontology annotation, molecular function: protein-lysine N-methyltransferase activity. Gene Ontology annotation, biological process: peptidyl-lysine dimethylation. The record is from RefSeq and is a predicted model, not a curated record. The transcript has a single exon. NCBI's taxonomy places the organism in Eukaryota, Fungi, Ascomycota, Pichiomycetes, Serinales.